Galeopterus variegatus (Sunda flying lemur) is the source of this 4379-nucleotide messenger RNA. RefSeq names its product RUN domain containing 3B (gene RUNDC3B). NCBI's taxonomy places the organism in Eukaryota, Metazoa, Chordata, Mammalia, Dermoptera, Cynocephalidae. Bases 1 to 1989 code for a protein of 662 amino acids. The record is from RefSeq and is a predicted model, not a curated record. The transcript is spliced from 13 exons.
AUGGCCUCUCGGGGCCUGGGGGGCCUCAGCGGGAGCCGCGGCGGUGGCAGCAGCGCCAAGAAGAGCCUGAGCGCCCGCAUGCAGGAAGGGCGGGGCUGCGCGCGCGAAGUCGGGGCUUCACCGCAGCGGCCCCGGCUGGGGCGCGGGUGGCUGCAGAGCGUGGGUGGUUGGGGGUGCGAGGCGGCUGGGGACGUCCGGCGGGAAGUAGGGGAGCUCCCUACGCCGGCCCUCACGUUCCGCCUGGCGGCCGGCGGCGCGCGCGAGGGCGGAGGUGGUGCGUACGUGUGGGUGCGCGCGCGCGUGUGCGGAGCUUGGGUGCCCAGCGCGAGCUGUGAGCCCCCGGCUAGCGAGGGGUGGGGGGGGCCGGCACCUCGGGCUGAGGGCUUGGGGCGGGUGUGCGAACCCCUGCGGGUCCUGGGGACGAGGGGCCGUAGCCCCAGCGCCCCUGCCUUUGCCGCGCGGGGCGUGUCAGCGAGCGCCCAGCGCCCUGGAGAGGGGCCCGGGGCUGGCCACCGCGGAGGCCCUGGACUUUCCGUCAGUUCCAGGCUGGAGGCAGCGGAAGGUAGGGCUUGGGGCGGGGUUGGGGGAGGAUUUGUUUUGGAUGUGCGAUUUAGUGUCAGAGUGAAAGAUGAGGGCCAGGACGAAGAGCGCUUUCAUUUACUGCACAUUGAGCUGUCGGCCAGCUUUUGGUUUUCUGUGAAGACCCUGAUUGAUCAGUCUUGCUUUGAGACAAUUGAUGAUUCUUCUCCUGAAUUUAACAAUUUUGCAGCUAUUUUGGAACAGAUUCUAAGUCACCGGCUAAAAGAGAUUCCCCAAAGUUGCAGAUGGCUGGCUCAUCUCCAAAUACCUCUUCAAGGUCAAGUAACCUGGUUUGGUUAUGAAAGUCCUCGUACCUUCUGGGACUAUAUCAGAGUGGCUUGCCGGAAAGUUUCACAAAAUUGUAUCUGCAGCAUUGAAAAUAUGGAAAACGUCAGUUCUUCUAGAGCUAAGGGUAGAGCCUGGAUCAGAGUAGCACUUAUGGAAAAGCAUUUAUCUGAAUACAUCUCUACAGCUCUGAGAGACUCCAAAACAACCAGGAGAUUUUAUGAAGAUGGAGCAAUUGUCCUGGGUGAAGAAGCAAAUAUGCUUGCUGGCAUGCUACUUGGACUCAAUGCUAUUGAUUUCAGCUUCUGCCUAAAGGGAGAGGGAUUGGAUGGCAACUUUCCUGCUGUAAUAGACUAUACACCAUAUUUGAUGUAUACUCAAAGUUCUGAUAGUAUCAGCAGUGAUGAGGAGGAGCUAAGGACUUUGGGAAGCAGUGACAGUGAAGGCAGCACUCCGGAGAAUGUCGGACCUCCUUUAAUCGUGGAUGAGAACAGUUGGUUCAACAAGUGUAAGAGAGUUAAACAAAAGUAUCAACUUACCCUGGAACAGAAGGCUUAUCUUGAAGAACUCUUACGACUUCGAGAGAACCAACUGUCUGAAUCUGUCUCCCAGAAUAAAAUACUACUUCAAAGGAUUGAAGAUUCUGAUCUGGCACAUAAGUUGGAAAAGGAACAAUUAGAAUAUAUCAUUGUGGAGCUGCAAGAUCAGCUGACUGUGCUAAAGAAUAAUGAUUUAAGAUCAAGACAAGAGUUAACUGCCCACCUCACCAACCAGUGGCCUUCCCCAGGAGCUCUGGAUGUCAAUGCUGUUGCCUUGGAUACGUUGCUUUACCGAAAACACAAUAAACAGUGGUAUGAGAAAAGUUAUCAAAGUCUUGACCAGUUAUCAGCAGAAGUUAGCUUUUCUCAGACUUCACUGGAUCCAAGCCAGUCACAAGAAGGAGAUGGAAAACAAGACCCAUUAAAUUUAAUCAAUGCAGGUAAAGAAGAUACUCCCUCAUUACUUGGUCUGUGUGGGUCUCUAACAUCAGUGGCAAGUUACAAGUCUCUAACUAGUCUAAAAUCUAAUGACUACCUUGCAAGCCCUACAACAGAGAUGACAAGUCCAGGCCUAACUCCAUCGUGAACAUUUUUAUGUAAAAGCCAAAAGUUUUUAUGUUGUAAAUGUUCAACGUACAUAAGUUUGACUGCUGGGAAGACCUUUGAAAUUUUUUAUUGUUCUGGUACAUGUCUGGAAUUUUAUUGCUUAGAGAGUUCAGUUUACUCCAUGUAAACUUCUAAGUGAAAAUCAUAAUGAUCCUGCUAUUUUUCAUUUUAAAAAUUCUUAUAUUUAUCAUUGAGGAAGUUUAAAAAUAGGCUUUAAAAAACUUCCAAAGAUCCCCCAAAUGAAUAAUUCAUUGCAAAUUGUACAUAUUUAUUAUUCAGCUGAUUUUUAUAUAUUUGUUUAAAUGUAUCUUAGUGGCCAGAGACUGAGUUCAAGGUUUUAUUCCAGAGACUCAAGCCAUGUAUUUUCUUUCAGUCUUUUAUUCAGUGAUUAAAUUUUCAAAAAAGGAUGGCUUAUUAAUUUCAUUUUUCCAUUAAUUUCUUCCUCAGUUCUAAUGUUUAAAUGCCUUGUUUUUAAUAUUAGGGGAUGGGUCUCAGCUGUACUUUCAGUGGCUUAUUCAGCUUUUCUUUAACAUUUAUCAUGUGGUAUCAACUUAAUAUUCCACUUAACAUUUUAUAAAUUUUGUAGGAAUGUGCCUUUUAAGGCAGUUACAGACUUAAUUUGUAAGGGUAAUAGGAAAAGUAUUUUAUAGUAUUUAAGACUGUUUAGGUAAAAGGAAUAAAUUUAUCUUUGUUUUCCAAAGAUUUUCUUAAAAGGUUAUCAAUUUAAAAAUAUGAUCAGUUGGAAACAUUUUUAAAUGUAGAACAAAUGUUGAAAAAUUAUCAGGAAAGAUUUCAAGUUCAAUUAAAGAUUUGAGAAGCUUUUAAACAAGGAUCAAUCGGGUAAUCACCAUACUUAAUAAUAUAUAUAUAUAUAUAUAUGUCUAACAUACAGUGCUGUUUUUUCUCCCUUGUGUACAGCAGCAAUGAAUUGCAUCAUGUGUGUCUUACAUCCUCUAUCAUUAAUCAUGCCAUAAUCUCAUUUUGAAACUGAUGUUAAUGUUAAAAGUCCCUACACUUCUGCAGGUAAAUUAGUGUUCUUUUUGCAAUUUUGGAAACAGUUACAUUCAUCACUAAAAAUUCCACCACAGUGAAAAAUAAAAUUAGGUAUAUUUCUAUAGUAAGUAAUAUGAGGAAAACAUGAUUAGUUGUGCCAAAGAAGUUUUAUAUAUUGUUUACAAGAGGCCACAGUACUUACUGGGGACUUCAUAUGGCAUUUUUGUUUAUUAAUAAAACAUGACAUUUAAGCUUAGUAGCUUUGACACAUAGGAGGAAUGGUCCUCUUAAAACAGUUUACUUCAUUAAGAAGCAGCAAGAAGAGCUGACCUUACCAUGUUCAUUCUUUGUAUUAGAAAUGCAGGAAUGUAGGUGGUUCUCUGCAAUAUUUAUGUAUUUUUUCGGUGACUGGCCUGUACAGGGAUCGAAACCCUUGACCUUGGUGUUACAGGUGGCACUAACCAACUGAUCUGCAAUAUUUAGAGUUUAGUCUCAUAAUUUGGAAUUUAAGAUAAUAAAUAGUAAUAAGGUCAGUCUUAUAUGUAAGACAGUCAUGACAGUGUCAUUUCAGGGACAAAGGGCGCCUGGAAACCCUUAAAGUAAGUUACCUUAGAUGUGCCAGAACAUACUCAGAGCUUUAGUCCUUCAGCUUAAGGCUUUAAUACUAAUAGAAAUGCAAAAUUUCUUGAGAAAUGCUUCCUUUAAUCUAUUCUCAGUUCUGUAUACCUUAAUGUAAGUGAGGUAUCUAAAGCAGUUUUUAAUCAGCAGAGGGGAUGGAAAGGAGGUAUAAAAUGAGGACAGUGGAAAUUUGGGGAGGAGGGAGUGAGGAAUGGAUAAGGAAGGGAACUUUGAAAAUUUCAGCCUGGCUUUGAACACUAUUGCUGCUAUCCUAAGAACUGUCAGAAUGUUUAAAUGCUUCAUUAUUCAUGAUCCACUCUCAAUUUACAUUUAUGAUCCUUUAGUAAUUUUAAAAAUUGUUAAAUUUUUUCCAUACAUUUUUAUAAUGUAGAAGGAAGUUCAAGUUUCCAUAAUGAAACUUUUCAGACUUGUCUAUACAAUAACUUGUGCAUCUUAUGCUGCUAAAUGCAGAUUUAAACAUGACAUCUGAGGAUCGUGACUUUUCCUCCUUUCUUGGAGCAUUUAGUAUAAAAUUCAUCUGCUAUUGUGAAAUUCAGGUUUCUACACAGUUCAUUUCACACUAGUUAGAGGUAGUUUGUUAAUGUUUGCAUGAGGAAACAAUGUGUAUCUCAACCUUUAAUUUUAGGUGGUAACCCCCCCAAAAAGAAUGCUGAAUUAUAUGCCAAUAUCUCCAUAUGUGUUUUAUUGCCUUGAUGUACUAUACUUGUUGCAUGUAUAUUAAACAUUUUGUACCAUGAA